AUGGGGCAUGGGGACGAGAUUGUAUUAGCGGACGCAAAUUUUCCAAGCGAGUCAAUUGCUCGAGCAAAUGGAGCCGAAUUAAUAUGUUGCGAUGGAGUUAAUAUUCCCAAAUUAUUAAAACAUGUCUUACGUUUAUUUCCUUUGGACGCGUACGUCAAACAACCAGUUGCUCUAAUGGAUUUAGUUCAGGACGAUAAAAAUAAGCGUUUAGAAGUUCCAAUUUGGCAAGAAUAUCAAACCAUCGUUAAUGAGAGUGAAAAACAUACAGUUCAAUUUGAAAUGAUGGAUAGAUUUGAAUUUUAUGAUCGAGCCAAAAAAGCAUUUGCGAUUGUUCGUACUGGUGAAGGUGCCAUUUAUGCCAACAUUAUUUUGAAAAAAGGCGUAAUUCCAAAAGCAGAAAAUAAAGAUAAGAGUACGAAUCAUACCAGUAAUGUUAAUGAAGCACCGAAAUCAUUAAUACGUUUUCGCGGUGAUUCAAUAUCAAAUAAAUAUGGUGCUAUUGAAAGAUUACGAACAGCUAUUCUGCCAGUUAUCAGUCAUGGUGUAAUAUUACAAAAGAAUGGAUUAUAUGAAACAUUAUGGCAAUUUAUUCUUAAACUAAAUUCACAUUCUGAAAAGUAUAUUAAAUUAUUACAAGAUGUUUAUAACAAAGAUAAUAUUCGAUUAUCGGUUGAAACAUGGAUUGAUCAAUCAGUUAUAAGUCAAUGUUUAUCAAUUCAAUUAUCAAAUUUAGAACAUCAUCCGGAUUUAAUUCAACAGUAUUAUAUAGGUUCGUGUUUGUUUGUAUUUUCUAAAAAUUCUGCAUAG
Messenger RNA from Didymodactylos carnosus, 807 nucleotides. The record is from the annotation of a GenBank genome assembly. Lineage: Eukaryota; Metazoa; Rotifera; Eurotatoria; Philodinida; Philodinidae.